UAAUGCAGCAGUGUUAUGGAAGGGACAGUCAAAACCACUCAAGACUUCGAGUUAGUUCUGUGAUAUUGCUUCGGAGUGGAGCUAAAUAUGGUGUUUUUCUUUUCUACUAAUUUUGGAAUCCGAUAGUGCAAAAAUGGAACCUUUUUAUACACCUGUGUGAAAACUUUCGUGACCUAAUGCUGUAACUUUUCACAACUGGAUAAUUAAGAUGGAAAAUGCUGAUGAGUCCGGUGUUGGUGGAAAUGAACUUUCAUUAGGAAUGAAUCAAAUUCUUUGUGAAAAUACAUCACCAAUUGGCAUGGGGCCUGAUUAUGAUCUUCAGCAAAGCAAUCUUGCUCUUCUUAAAGCUGAACUUAAGCAGUUAGUGACUCAUGACAGAGAUUUGUUAAAAAAAGAAUUAUCAAAGAUUCAACAUCAUGCACCUUCACCUUCUGUUUCAGCACCAUUUAACUUCUCUUCUGCUGGUACACUACCACGUUCAACCUACUCACAGCAAUUGUCCUCAGUACGGGACUAUGAUGCCCUUCAGAGACAAUGUGAGGCAGCAAUGAGUGAGUUGCAGUCCUUAAAAAGACAGCAUGAUAGGUGUGAAAAGGCUGUCCAAGAAUCUGAAUAUUAUCGUGGACAGCAUAGAUCAGUCUUAUCAAAACUAGAUUCCACUACCCAGGAGAUGCAUACACUGAGGUCAAAGUAUGGUGAUGUUUUAACAGGGAAACAGCGUUUGGAACAAGAAGUUCAUAGUUUGAGUCAAGCUAGAGAAGAAGACAGAAAAGAGAUCAAUGAUUUGAGAAGACAGCAACAGGAAGCUGUGAUAAAAGGGAAUGGGACUAGUGAAACACUUAAUCAACUCUAUGUAAGCACGUUACGAAAAUGUGAAGCAAUCAAGGAUGAGCAUGACUCAUUGCGCAAAAGAUAUGCUGAUCUUGUCGCCUCUCAUUCAGCUGCAGUAAGCAAGCUUGAACUUGCCCAGGAGGAGAUGACGCGCUUAAAGAAACAAUAUGAAGAAUCGAUUCAGGAACGGAAUGCUGCCGUACGUGAGAGGAACGUUUUGAAGUCCCAGUGCACACAGGCCAUUAUGCAAUGGGACAUUGCGAUCAGGGAGAGAAAUACCUAUAUGGAUUAUUUAACUAAAAUCCAACUUCAGCAUGAGGAAGAAAUAAAUAAAGGAAUGGCUCUAAGAAUGAAAAGCAACAAAGAUUUGAAGCGGUUAACUGAAGAGCGGAAUGCUGCGAUGGAGGAAUACUCGCUUGUCAUGCGGGAGAGAGACUCUGUCCAUAAAGAAAUUGAGAAACUGCAAGAUGAUCUGCUACAGUCCAAUAAAAAAUUGAAAACCUUGGAAAUUAAGAGCAGUGAAUCCCAUGAUGAAAAGAAAAUGUUGCUGUAUGAAGUUGAGUCGUUGCGUAGAGAAAUUAAAUCUGCUUUGGAUGAUCGUGACAACGCCUUAAAGGAACUACAUCACAUGCGAGAAAGAUACGGUGAAUAUCAAGAACCUCAAUGGAAUGAGAAUCUACGUCUGGAUGACCAAGAAAGAAAAAUUCGUUUUGGAAUUGGAAACGGCUGCCUGGGAGGUGAACAAGUUCGCAAAGACCGUAUUGAAACACCAAAAAGUGGCAGAGGUGAACUGUACCCAGUAGAUGGGGGCGAUCAAGAGGUUGAGCAACUUAAAAAACAGCUUGAAAAAAUCCAAACAGAAUAUGCAGAAGCACUCCAAGAAGCUGAAGUGUCAAAACAACGCCGGGACUGGGCCUUUGGUGAACGAGAUAAAAUUGUCUUGGAAAGAGAGUCAAUACGGACGCUGUGUGAUAGAUUGAGACGCGAAAGAGAUAGAGCCGUCUCUGAUUUGGCCGAAGCGCUUCGAGAUUCUGAUGAUGUUAAACGUCAGAGAAAUCAAACUUUUAAGGAGCUUAAAGAAUUGAAAGAGAAGCUCGGAGAUCUUCAGUUGGAAAAGGAAAAAGAAAAAGAAAGCCGUGCACCUCUUAAUCAUAGCUAUGAUUCUGCACUGGGAACCGACUUUUCAGAUGGCGACACCGAAACCGUAGAGGUUGAACUUGAUUGGUCCAGCUCUCUAAUGGAUUUUGGCUUUCUGUUAGCGGGUGGGAAAAAUCGUCCCGUUUACAGUAAUGACUACGGUCUCUACGUAGUGUCUGUAACGCGAGGAGGUCCUGCCGACAGUAAACUAAAGAUCAACGAUUGUCUUCUCAAAGUUGGCACACUGAGUUGCACUGCGGCAGACGCCGAAUCGGUUCUGAAUCUGCUGCGGUCUUCCAAAAUGCCCGUUACCCUGACAGUCAAACGAAAGAGGUGCUUAUAUCAGGGAUUGUACUCGGUCAAGUUACCUUUGGGUGGUGCCUCUCAUGGACUGACAUUGGAAAGUGGAAUUUACAUACGGUCUAUUACUCCUGGAAGCAUGGCCGCUCGAGAAAGCUCUCUCAAGGUUGGAGAUCGCUUAUGCAGUAUUAAUGGUAGAAUUUUGGACAGCAUGGCUAGUUUUGUCGAGGUUUGCAGAAUCUUAGACGACAGUUUCGGCAAAAAUGACGGGCCUGUAAUAACUGUUAUCCGAGGAUCGUUUGCGUCUACGAAUUUUCCUGUGUCACUACCCUCGCUUGGAUCACCAAGCAGCAGCUCAAGUGCACAUAACAUAACUGAAGAAGAAAGCCACAAUGAUGUUCAGGAACAAGGCAAGGUCGAUAGUCAUUUUUCUACCGCUCGAAGACACCAAGGGAGUAAACAUUCUAAAGGUUCCUCGUUGUCAUCCAAUGCCCCAAGUAAUGUCUCUAGCGCUGGUUCCAUAGCUUCCGCUGGGUUAGUUGUCUGGGACAUGUUUCGUGAAACACUGGGUCGCCCAAAACGACCUAAUGGUAAAGAAAAGAGUAAUCAUCACACGGAUGACGGAAAACGGACAGUCCGCAAUACUUCAAACAGUCCUAUUGCAAGCGGAACUGACCGCGAGGCAGCUGCAAUCGCAAUUUUAGAAGACGUUAUUGAUCGUUACAACCCUCACACCGUUACCAACAGUGACGCUGCUUCCAUUUCGGGAACUCAUAAAAAAAAAAAUGAAAUGGGUUCUGGCCUCGUUACCCUAAGUAGAAGAAAACGAAUUAUGGGCAGUUCGAAAUCUGAGUGCAAAAGAGAUGAUACGAGGAUGAACAGUGGCGGCACAUGGCCUCGGUGUCGCGCUGGAUCUCCUUUCGUUUCCGGAGAAUAUUUAGAAGGAGCCAAUACGUUAUUUCACAGUUAUAAAUACCCACGUGCCAGGUUACCACUUUCCGUGUUUAUUGAUGCCUCCAAGACUUCCAAAGAUGAGGUGGCAGUUGAUGACACGACCGAUGAUGACAAAGAUUCGGGCCAAACAGCUCCUAGUGGUGACUACAGGACGUACGGGGACAGAACUAGCAUGGAAACUGUUGAUCCACCGUCUGACGGGAGCAUAGACCUUUCCGUGCAAUCGGGCAACUUAGGCAAAGAGGAUUUAGGCAGAUACUUGAAAAAAAAAGGAAACGCUGGUUGCGGAACAACGUGCAAAGCCGAUGCGGACACCGAAGUUUGUCGGAAUGGACAAUUAGCUCCGGCUUCUGGGGCCCAGACUCUUACAACCGUUGCCAGUGGUUUGUCUGGAGGCGGACCUGUUCACGUUCACGCAGCACUGCCUUCUAGCCUUCCAACGCAUCUGCGCAUACAGUCUCAACUUUAUCCAACAGCGCUACAUUCUUCUCUGAAAUAUAAAGUGUCUCCUCAUGUAGGGCAUAUGCAUAGCCAUCAACACAAUUUGUCUCCGCCUCGUUAUUCCUCGCCGACUCCACUACCUCGUCAACCAACGGAGAGCCCAUACGAUUUUCCAUUGGGAGGACCACACAGCCUUCUUUCCAACAAAUCGUACAGCCAUACCCAGUCUCCAUCGAUUGAUUCAAGUUAUUCAAUGACACACAAGCACAGCCAUAACCAUUCCUCCGUCCCUGUACCUUUUGGAUACGAGUCGAACCGAGGGAGCCAUACAGAAUAUGUACAGCUUCCCUAUUCUGAUGGCAUUGGAACAGUUAAAAAAGAACCAGCAAGGAUACGAAUUCCCUCAAACCCAAGCGUAACCAGCAGAAACAGCAUUGGAAGAAUAUCGACCAGCAGUGUUGAACGCCUAUCCGAACAGGGAAGCCCGAUGCCUAAUUUUCAUGUUGAAAUUCUCAGUCCAGGUCGACCAGGCACUGGCGUCGGUAGUCGAUCGUCAAUCGAAGAAUAUUCUUGGACUACCGGUACUAGUUCCAAGUUUAAGCCGGCACCGGAUGAGCUACGCAGGGUGUAUAUAGAAAAAUCUUCAGAACCAUUGGGUAUUCAAAUAUUUUGUCGCAAUUCGGGUGGGGUGUUCGUUUCUUCGGUGCACCAAUCUAGUUUGGCCGCACAAGUUGGACUGCAGGUUGGCGAUCAACUCUUAGAAGUUUGUGGCAUAAAUAUGCGUAGUGCCACGUACCAGCUUGCCGCAUGUGUCCUUCACCAAUGUGGGGAUUCCAUAACGAUGUUAGUUCAGUACAAUCCAACAAAGUAUCAAGAAUUACAGGAAAUGAACGGAAUGAGUUUAAUGGGGCCGCCUUCAGUGACGAGCUCGAGCAGCGAGUGCGACGGCAAUGGUGGAGGGUCGCACCAGCGAUCCAAAUCGCGUUCAGGCUCACCUACACCCUGCAAUUCCCCCCGGCAUUCGCGAGAUCACAGCAACAAUAGUGGUAAUGGAAGCAGUUCAAAAGCUGACGUUAUCGAUCCAGUUUCAGCGUCGUUAAGGAACACAUUACAGUUUGAUCGGUUGAUAGAUCGUGGAAGUGAAUCUCGUUCUUCAAUUGUUCGGCCUCCUUCGAUUCACGGGACUCUUACACGUCACCAUGCUCUAGCCACUUUAAAAAGGCCAACCUCAGUAAUCAUUCCGGCUACUGUAGUUGACGAAAAUGGCGGUAACUGUCGGGAUCGUGACAGGGAGCCGCGUCUUGUUCAUCUUGAGAUGAAGAAAGCGCACAGCCUUGGGAUCAGCUUGGUUGGUGGAAACGCUGUGGGAAUUUUCAUUCACGCCGUUCAAAAUGAGUCGCCAGCUUUUAAGGCUGGUUUGCGUUGUGGCGACCGAAUUCUUGAGUUCAACAGUGUUAACCUACGAGAUUCUACGGCCGAACAAGCGGCCUACGAACUAGCGAAACCCACCGAAAAGGUGACGCUGAUUGUCCAACAUGACAUGGAGCGCUAUAGGGAAAUUGCUGAACAACCAGGUGAUAGUUUCUACGUUCGAGCUCAGUUUGAUAAAAUGGCAUUCGACAGCCACGAACAAAUGGAACUCGGCUUCCGUCGCGAUGAUAUUCUUCAUAUCGAUAACACCAUGUUUAAUGGUGUUCCAGGAUUAUGGAGAGCGUGGCUUGUUGAUAACGAAGGUCGUAAAGUCCGUUGCGGUGUCAUACCUUCCAAGUAUAAAAUUGAAGAAGAACUUCUUCAACGCUCCAGUUUGGCUGACUUAGAUCACGAAUCACGACGUUCUUCAACAUCAGCACGACGCAGUUUCUUCAGGAGGAGGAAGCAUACGCGUAGUUCAUCAAGAGAUUCAAAGGAGAUUGCCAGUUUUUCCGAUGCAAGUUUACAGUUAGGAUCUUCAGAGGGUUUAGGCCUCUCUUCUAUCUACGUUCAGGAAACUGUUCCUCCGCGUCCUGUUUCAUAUGCUCAAGUUGAACGAUAUGAUUGCAAAGAAAUUCGCCCCGUUAUAAUAGUAGGGCCGCUCUCGGACUACGUGGUUGACAAACUUGUCCAAGAAUUUCCACGAAAAUUCGUUCGCGUGAUGCCAGAGUUAAUGCCUUACCCUGAAUCAUACAUGGAGAAAAACCUUGAUGAAAAUAACUUCAUUGAAUAUCGACGAAAAGGAACACACUAUGAAUGCAUUACCGUAUCUGCAGUUCAAAGUGUUGGCGAAAAGAACUUACAUGGCGUUUUAGACGUUUCGUUGAAUGCCGUCUCGCGAUUGCAUAACCGUCAUUGUUUCCCGAUUAUUAUUCUUUUGAAGUUCAAGUCGGUUAAACAUGUUCGUGAGGUCAAAGACACUCGCGUACCCUCCGAUAAAACGGCAGCUAAAGCAGCAAAAGAAAUGUAUGAGCAUGUCAUCAAAGUGGAAGCUGAGCAUCGUCAUCUGAUAUCGGCCGUAAUACCAGCAGGUGGCAAUUUGGCAUGUUUGUGUACGCAAGUAUCUGCAGUAGUCGAACAGGAGCAAACAAAAAUUCUGUGGGUGCCUCGUGGUUCAAUCUGGUGAAUUACUGUACAGCAUUUCAAUUUGUGAUGGGCAGCCUUCUCGGUUACUUACCGAUUUUUAACGUUGUUAUGACUCUUGCGGGGUGACCUUUCUUUGUACUUUUAUAGCUAUUUUUAUUGUGUGAAUUAUUUACCGACUUUUUCGCAUUCGAGCUUGUUUCAUCAAGCGUGUGUACAUUGUAUCGAUUAUAUAUUGGACAAUACAUUCAAGCAAUACUGUA
Messenger RNA from Daphnia magna, 6479 nucleotides. It is a transcript of the gene Dlg5, whose product is annotated as disks large homolog 5. The transcript is spliced from 17 exons. Lineage: Eukaryota; Metazoa; Arthropoda; Branchiopoda; Diplostraca; Daphniidae. Gene Ontology annotation, molecular function: protein binding. The record is from RefSeq and is a predicted model, not a curated record. Bases 209 to 6259 code for a protein of 2016 amino acids.